Molecule: messenger RNA, 2070 nt
Organism: Anopheles nili
Lineage: Eukaryota; Metazoa; Arthropoda; Insecta; Diptera; Culicidae
Exons: 3
Coding region: 1-1800 (599 amino acids)
Cellular component (GO): chitin-based extracellular matrix
Molecular function (GO): structural constituent of chitin-based larval cuticle
Source: RefSeq, a predicted model, not a curated record
AUGGGAAUGGACAUGUGGUUAGUCAUAGCUGUGUGCUUUGUAGUGUUGUCGGAAGGACAAGCGCAAACGCGUCGGGUGCGUGUACGUCCACGCAUUUUACCCACUUCUUCGAGCGCCGAGUACGUAGACAGUUCAGAGGAUGUGCAACAAGAUAACCGCCCUCAGGCACAGCAGUAUUACCCCCGAGCGCAGGAGCGAUUGGGCGAUGUAGUGCUAGUGGCUUCUUCAGACGAAGACUAUGGAGGCGGCCAAUAUGGAGCACAAAACGCGCGGGCACGCGCCGAUUCACAAUAUCAGCGACCGGUGACCAAAAGCACAACGGUUGCGCCUGUCUCAUUACCCGCUCGACAAAAAACAGCUGCAAGUGAACCACGAACGCCACCCGUGCAAACCAUACGCAAUUACAGCAAAGUAAAUGAUGAUGGCUCGUUUACGUUUGGCUAUGAGGCGGCCGAUGGAUCAUUCAAGGAAGAAACACGAGGUACCGAUUGCGUGGUACGCGGUAAAUACGGUUACAUCGACCCAGACGGCAAUAAGCGUGAGUUCACCUACGUUUCCGGUAACCCAUGUGAUCCCAACAACCCAGAUGGAAGCGAAGAGGACGAUAACGAUCACCCUGAAGGACAGGACGAAUCUAACGAGAACGUACCCCAAAAUUAUCCAGCACGGCGUCCUGUCGCGGUGCCUCGACCUACUUCACCUCCGGCUUCGACGCGCCAUCAUUCGACUACGGCUUCUGUCGCGGCCAGGCCCACAACUACCCUGUUUCAGAGUGACUACCAGGAUAGACGUCAGCCCGCGGGCGCGACCGCUGCUGAGGGUGAAGAGGAAGUGCAAAUAGGUCAACGCGGUGGUCGUCCGGCUGCACGGCCUUUCGCUGGAUCCGUCACUACUACUCAGCGACCGCGAGUGCAGAUCGUUAGUACGACGCCCAUUCCAACAUCUACACUUUUUCACAAUCCCACGCCCUCACCUCCACAGACCGUCGUACCGGUCAAUAUCACUCCAAAACCAGCCUACCGCGUGUCGCCGUUACCGACACAACCAACUCUAGCCCCCACAACCUACCGUCCAACUGCAUCCAACACACGAGGGCCCACGAUUGACUUUGAAGCGGAAUUUAAGCGCUUCCAGACAGACAACAAACUACCUAGCGUGGCACCGACCUUUAAUACAACACCUAAACCAACUGGUUCGCCAUUUAGCCGCCCCGGUCCACAGCUAGCUGCCGGAAAUCCAAUUUACCAGUCACAGCUCAUUUUCGACCCAGCGUCCGGCCAGUACGACACAGCCUUGUAUCAGCAACUGCCUCAAAGCGACGCCGAUUUUCAGCUCAACCAUCGUAUUCAACCUUUCGUUGCCGGCCCACCUGCUCACCAUCAACAACACCAACAGCAUCCAGGUGUGGGCCAACUUGUGACACUCGAGCAGCUGCAGCAACAGUCGCCUCUAUACCGAGCACAACCGCCACCAUCGUCUACAGUGCCUGCCCGUCCACCAGUCGGAUCGUCCACAGUUCAAAUUCCGCAACAACUGUACCAAAAACAACAAAAUGAGCUGCAGUUUAUAAACAGCCAGCAUCUGUUCGCCCAACAGCUAGAACUGCAACAAAGUCAACUACGUGCAGACCGGAUUGAAGCAGCCAAAAAGGUGACCGCCAGUAGUUCCCCUAUGCAUCGUUUUCAACCACAGCCCCAACAGCAACAGCAAUACUAUUUUAUUCAACCUCAAACUCCUUCGCAAGGAGCAGCCCCCGGCCAAAUUGAUUCAUUUUUACGGGGUCACAACAUUGAAUACUAAAUUGACAGGCAUGGAAAGGGCAUUCACAAGAAAAAGUGUUGCUUAACUCCUCAUCAUCUAAAUGAUCAAGUUCACUACUCUUUUACUGUACAUUUUAUUGUGCGCUGUAUAUUUCGUAUCAUAUCUGAAAUUUAUCGCAUGAUUGAGAUAUUUUGCCUUUUCCUUUAACUCAAAUGAUGUCAUUUGCUACAACUAUCUAUUAUUGUUUUAAAAAUCGACUAUGAUGAAGCCGUAUUCUCAACCAUUUGCUCUUAUUUUAAUUUGCAAAUU